Molecule: messenger RNA, 2061 nt
Organism: Canis lupus familiaris (dog)
Lineage: Eukaryota; Metazoa; Chordata; Mammalia; Carnivora; Canidae
Gene: GIPC1
Product: GIPC PDZ domain containing family member 1
Exons: 10
Coding region: 405-1406 (333 amino acids)
Molecular function (GO): protein binding
Source: RefSeq, a predicted model, not a curated record
CCCCGGCCGCGGCUGCGGGAGAGGCCCGGGCCGGAGUUUGCGGAGGGCCGAGCCCGGAGCGCGCGGGUGGCGGCGGCGGCGGCGCAGAGGUGAAGCAACAGACCCGGAGAAGUGGAGUGACUUGCCCAAGGUGACACAGCUAGCAAAAUGCUAAUCGGGUUGUCUGCACAAUCUCUUUGGAUUCCCAUAAGCACCUGGAGAGAGACAGGAAUUCCACCCAUUUUUCGACUGAGAAAACUGAGGCUCCAUCACAUGAAGUGACACUUGCCCACGACCACGCAGCUGGAUCAUUCUGGCUGCUCUGUUGACACAGACCGUGGAGGGCGAGGGCAGAAGCCGCCGACUCCCAGGAGGCAACUGCACUAGUGUAGAUCUCCAGAGUGCGCCCCCGCUUCUCGCUGCUCAUGCCGCUGGGACUGGGGCGGCGGAAAAAGGCGCCGCCUCUGGUGGAAAAUGAGGAGGCCGAGCCAGGCCGUGGGGGGCUGGGCGUGGGGGAGCCAGGGCCCCUGGGUGGGGGUGGGGCAGGGGGGCCCCACAUGGGCCUACCCCCGCCUCCCCCGGCCCUGCGGCCCCGCCUCGUGUUCCACACCCAGCUGGCCCACGGCAGUCCCACUGGCCGCAUCGAGGGCUUCACCAACGUCAAGGAGCUGUACGGCAAGAUCGCCGAGGCCUUCCGGCUGCCAGCUGCCGAGGUGAUGUUUUGUACCCUCAACACCCACAAAGUGGACAUGGACAAGCUCUUGGGGGGCCAGAUCGGGCUGGAGGACUUCAUCUUUGCCCACGUCAAGGGGCAGCGCAAGGAGGUAGAGGUGUUCAAGUCAGAGGAGGCGCUGGGGCUCACCAUCACUGACAACGGGGCCGGCUAUGCCUUCAUCAAGCGCAUUAAGGAGGGAAGCGUGAUCGACCACAUCCAGCUCAUCAGUGUGGGUGACAUGAUCGAGGCCAUUAACGGGCAGAGUCUGCUGGGCUGCCGGCACUACGAGGUGGCUCGUCUGCUCAAGGAGCUGCCCCGAGGCCGCACCUUCACGCUGAAGCUCACAGAGCCCCGCAAGGCCUUCGACAUGAUCGGUGUCCGCUCAGGGGGUGGCCGUCCUGGCUCUGGCCCCCAGCUGGGCACUGGCCGAGGGACCCUCCGGCUCAGAUCCCGCGGCCCUGCCACAGUAGAGGAUGUGCCCUCAGCCUUUGAGGAGAAGGCAAUUGAGAAGGUAGAUGACCUGCUGGAGAGUUACAUGGGCAUCAGGGACACGGAGUUGGCGGCCACCAUGGUAGAGCUUGGAAAGGACAAAAGGAACCCAGAUGAGCUCGCCGAGGCCCUGGAUGAACGGCUUGGUGACUUUGCCUUCCCUGAUGAGUUCGUCUUUGACGUCUGGGGUGCCAUUGGGGAUGCCAAGGUCGGCCGCUUCUAGGCCUCCCUCCAGACCUCUCAGUGACCUGGCUCUGCUUGGUGGGAGCCCCCAGUGGGAGGGCCUCCAUGGCCUGGACCCCAGCAUCCGGCUUGGACCUUGCUCAAGGGCCCAAGGAUGAUGCAGAGUGGCGGUGGGGCCCAGCCUCCGCCCCACUCCAAUCGGUACCACCCCUCCCCAGCUCCCACCCUGGCUGGGGUCCCCAGUCCCCCCUUGCCCUGCUCCCCACUUACCUCAGCCGAGUCAGGCGCAGGGAGGGGGGAGGGCCCAGCCAGAUGGGGCGGCCACCCUCCGCCCCCAACACUUUCCGCAUCAGCUGCCAAACUGGUCCCUCAUCUCCCUGGGGCCUGUUUGGGGGUCGUGACCUCCCUAGUUUCCUGCUGCAGGGAAUGCAGAAGGGGGGGCAUUCCCCCCUCAGCAAAUGCAAUAAUGCCCUCCUCCCCGCGCCCCACCCAGAGAGGAGCCCCCUCACCGUGGAGUCUGUUACCUCUGCAUCCGAAACACUAGUCUGCUGUGAACCCCCCAACCUCCCUGCCUCCCCUGCCCCGUGUCCCCCUCAGCCUAGCCCCAGACGGAAGGGGCAGGAGGGAGGAUGGUGGUGGGCAUUUUAUAUCUGAAUUUGCUGUCUUAAACCAUAAAGAAUCUAUCUGCUGUUGGA